Daldinia loculata is the source of this 1041-nucleotide messenger RNA. RefSeq lists its product as uncharacterized. Gene Ontology annotation, molecular function: zinc ion binding; DNA-binding transcription factor activity, RNA polymerase II-specific. Gene Ontology annotation, biological process: regulation of DNA-templated transcription. The record is from RefSeq and is a predicted model, not a curated record. The transcript is spliced from 4 exons. Lineage: Eukaryota; Fungi; Ascomycota; Sordariomycetes; Xylariales; Hypoxylaceae. The coding region runs from base 183 to 836 and encodes 217 amino acids.
GAAAUAAUCGAGUCACCUAAAAUUCAUGAAACCUACGAUUGAUGGCAACCUUUGCGUCUGAUUGCUUCUGCUAUUUUCAGCUGAUCUCCAAUUCUCUCUACCCUUUCGAUUAACUAAGCACCUGUGUAUCGGGCAGCAAAACCGCAUAUGCCGUGUUCUAGAUAUCAGCCAAGUUGUGUCUUAUGGAGCCGAGGAACUUGAAGAAGCUCGCGCCAGCACAGGCCUCACCUAGCAGUGGCGAAACGCCUAACCAGACAUCUUUAUCUAUACCAGGUCCCCGCAGAAACCUAACAAGGAAUGCAUGCUCCCCAUGUAAACUCAAGAAGGCAAAGUGUGAUGGAAACCGACCCACGUGCGGGAGAUGUCAGAAAGCCGGCGAUACGUGCCUAUACGAAGCGAAUAAAAGAGACAUCGGAAGACUACAGAUAUUAAGCGAGUACGACGCAGCUAGAUUGCAGAAUUUUGAAAUGGUUUUUGGGGUGUUGCAAAAUGGGACCGACUAUGAAGCUACCGAACUAUUUUCUCAAAUAAGAGUCGGGGAAUCCAUCGAAACACUUGUGCCUGCAUUAAAUCCUUCUCUUCCCCAACCUUCAGCGUUAGCAUCGGUCAAGCAAACAGCGCUCGUGUCAGGUUCGGCAACUGGACGUAACGGGUCCGAAGACCCUUCUUUAACAGUAGCGUCGCAAAGUUUUAUGGACCUCCUAUUCGACCAAGAUGGCUGGUCCCAGCCUGCUGAUGGUAUUAACGACUAUGACUCCCAAAUAGCCCAGGGAGAAUCACACGACCAUGCCCCCGAUACCAUCCAGAGCGAUGACCAGCAGUCCCAUUCAUUCUAAUCGACUACCUCAUACGACUUUCCGAUACCUCUCGAUCCGAUCUUAACCUCGAGAAAGCGACGGCUUAUAAUGCUAUCGAUGCGUCUUCUAUGAGGAAUAUAUGGGGAAUAACUUGAACUUAGUUAAACCAUCUCGAAUAGCUUGGAACAAGUUUGAGCGUUGGCUGCCGCCGUAACUCGAGCAAGUCAGAUGGUACGGCCUCGUG